This is a messenger RNA of Sphenostylis stenocarpa, 288 nucleotides long. NCBI's taxonomy places the organism in Eukaryota, Viridiplantae, Streptophyta, Magnoliopsida, Fabales, Fabaceae. The record is from the annotation of a GenBank genome assembly.
AUGGGGAAGGGAACAGGGAGUUUCGGUAAGAGGAGGAACAAGACCCACACCCUCUGUGUGAGGUGUGGCCGUCGCAGCUUCCACCUUCAGAAGAGUCGCUGUGCUGCGUGUGCCUUCCCUGCUGCGCGCACAAGAAAAUAUAACUGGAGCGUGAAGGCCAUUAGGAGGAAGACUACUGGAACUGGAAGGAUGAGGUACCUGCGACACGUGCCUCGCAGAUUCAAGAGCGGCUUUAGAGAGGGUACCGAGGCUGCACCCAGGAAGAGGGGAGCGGCUGCCACUUCCUAA